AUGGAAUCCCACGAGAUGCUGCCCGUCAAGACUGCUCAGGUCAACAUUGAAGACGAGAAGGGCCAGUUUGCGACCCAGUAUCCUGGCCACAGGACCGACGAAACCAGGAACACGUCAACACGAGUCCGAAGACUCUUCAGCUUUGCCCAGAUCUUCUUCUUCGCGCUCAGUUACAUGUCAUCUUGGGAGGCCAUCUCAUCAAACAUUGCAUUCUUCUUCUGGAAUGGCGGUCCUCGCGCUCUUUCGUUCGGCUAUUUUAUCGUCAUCACGGGCGUUAUGUGCCAGGUAGCAUCCAUGGCAGAGAUGGCUUCGGUACAACCCAUUGCAGGUGCACAGUACCACUGGACUCAUUACCUGGCGCCCCCUGCGCACCGGAGAUUCAUCACAUGGAUGCAGGGUUGGAUCACAUGGUUCUCCUGGAUCUCACUGUUGGCGGGCGUGGCCAACAUUGCUGCGUUGAUGAUCCAAGCUCUGGUCAUCGCAAGCUACCCAACUUAUGUCCCUCAUGGCUGGCAUGUGACCCUGAUCAUCUACGCCUUGCUCAUUGUCCAGGGCUUGAUGAACCAGUUUGCCUUCUGGACGAUUCCGUGGAUUGAAAUGUUGUCCGGGCUUCUGCACGUUAUCAUGUGGAUUGUGUUCGUCUCAGUUCUGGUCACGUUGGCCCCCCGACACAGUGCGGACUUUGUCUUCUUGGAGAAGUCGGCCCUUUCCGGAUGGACCAAUGAAUACGUCUCCUUCAACUUGGGCAUGCUCACAGCCACCUGGGGAUUUGUCGGAUUCGAUGGAGCCGUCCACAUGUCUGAAGAAGUACGAAAGGCGCGACAUGCAGUACCGAGAGCCAUGUUCUGGAGUAUCGUCAUGAACGGUGCCCUUGCUUACGGCAUGGUUCUUGUCAUCCUGUUUUGCUCUGGAAACGUCGAGGACCUCCUGUCUUCGGGAUACCCGCUCCUUUUGAUCUGCAUCAAUGCGACCCAGUCUGUCAAGGCCGGUUCGGCAAUGGUCGGUCUGUCGAUGAUUGUCACUCUGGCUUGCAACUUGGGCAGCAUUGCAUCUGCAUCUCGACUGACCUGGGCCUGGUCUCGUGACGGGGCGUUGCCUGCAUACUUUGCGAAAAUCGACCCGAAGCACCGCAUUCCUGUCCGAUCUGUCUGGCUACCAGUGUUCAUCGUCAUGCUGUUGGCUCUGCUUAACAUUGGCAGCAGCAUUGCAUUCAACGUCAUCGUUGCUCUGUCGACACUUGGCCUGUACCAGUCGUACUUGAUGGCCGUUGCCUGCAUGCUGUGGGCUCGGUGGGACAACCGAGUCGAGCCCUCUGGUUGGUCUCUCGGUCGCUUCGGCGUCUACAUCAACAUCUUCGCGGUCGUGUACUCGGCAUACAUCAUGGUCUUCCUCUGCUUCCCAUCUUUCCUGCCGGUGACGGCUGCGGGCAUGAACUAUGCACUCCCUAUCAACGCGUUUGUGCAGCUGGUGGCGCUUGCGCUCUGGUUCCUCUGGGCCAAGAACAACUGGAAGGGACUCAACAAGAACGUUAUUGACGCUGUGGUGGCUGAUUCGGACAGAAAUACAAAGGAUUAA
This is a messenger RNA of Cladophialophora carrionii CBS 160.54, 1575 nucleotides long. RefSeq lists its product as uncharacterized. Gene Ontology annotation, cellular component: membrane. The transcript is spliced from 4 exons. Gene Ontology annotation, molecular function: transmembrane transporter activity. The record is from RefSeq and is a predicted model, not a curated record. Lineage: Eukaryota; Fungi; Ascomycota; Eurotiomycetes; Chaetothyriales; Herpotrichiellaceae. Gene Ontology annotation, biological process: transmembrane transport. The coding region runs from base 1 to 1575 and encodes 524 amino acids.